CAAUAAUCCCCUGACGACUGUUGCGUGGUUGUGGGAAGAACUUGUUAGCCAUCUUGUGUGUAAAGGAUAUGACUUAUUCAAACUUGAAUUUAGAAGGUCAAUGAACUUUGCCGCGCUGUGGUACUGUAAGACUUGCUACGAAUCAGGACUUUCUUUUCAAGCAGUUAAAACAAGCAGCAGUGAUGGAGACAACAGUAGUGGUUGAUCAGCAGCCAAUGAACUCCGCGUACGAAAACAACGUCGCCUCGGCCCCGGCCCCAUGCUACGAUGAUCUGUUCCCGGCCCUUCCGGAGAGCGCUACGCCGGGUAUCAACCAGCAAAACAUUGCGCAGAACAUGCGCGUCGGAAGCUCGGUUGUUACCCAGGUCUUCAUCGUCCCAUCGGGAGAGCGCCGUUACGAUUCGGACAAGUUCGGCGAGGGCGAGUCCCUGCGUACCUGCCAGCACAUCAUGAAGGAAACCAACGCUCAUAUUGAGAUCUCGAGCGGAAAGGACCAAUCGUUGACGUUCCUGGUAACCGGCAAGCCGAAUGAGGUGGUCGAAGCCCGUCGCAAGAUUCUGGUGCUGUUCCAGACUCAGGCGAGCAAGAACAUUACCAUUCCGCGGGAGCACUUCCGUUGGAUUCUGGGCAAGAAGGGCGAACGUUUGCGCGAGCUGGAAAAGUUAACCGCUACUAAGAUCAAUGUGCCGCGUAUAACUGAUGAAUCGGACGUGAUUACGAUUUCCGGUACCAAGGAGGGCAUCGAGAAGGCCGAGCACGAGAUUCGUACGACCUCGGACGAACAAUCUCGCAAGGCCUGCGAGCGUGUCAACAUCCCGAAAAUCUACCACCCGUUCAUCAUGGGGCCGCAUAAUGAAAACGUUUUGAAGAUGACGGAGGAAUUUGGUGCCAAGAUCAACAUUCCGCCGCCAUCGGUGCAGAAGGACGAAAUUACCAUCAUCGGCGAGAAGGAAGGCGUUCUGCAGGCCAAGGCCCGCAUAGAAGCCAUCAGCAAGGAGAUGGAAAAGAAGUGCACCAGCGUUAGCGUUGAGGUUCCCCGUGCCCAGCACAAGUACAUCGUUGGACCGAAGGGUUCCACCAUCCAGGAGAUUUUGGCCAUGACCGGCGUCUCGGUGGAAAUGCCGGCCAGCGAUGCACCGAAUGACACUGUCACUCUGCGUGGCCCGCAGGAUAAGCUCGGCAAUGCUCUGACUGUCGUGUAUCAGAAGGCGAACUCUGUUCGCACUGCUAUACUCGAAUGCCCUCAGUGGAUUCAUAAGUACAUUAUUGGACGCGAGGGUGGACAUAUCAAGGAGCAUACCGCUCCGUACCCGAACCUCCAGGUUGAAUUCAAGGAUGAUAAGAUCAAAAUCGAAGGACCCCCGGAGCAGGUGGAGCCUUCUUCGGAAGCACUCGAGAAGAUGGUUAAGGAUCUUACCGGGCGUCUUACUUUCGCGGAAAUGAUGGUGGAUCCGUCGUACUGCAAGUACAUAAUCGGCAAGAACGGAGCCAACAUUAACCGGAUGAAAGAAGAGUACGAGGUGCUUAUCAACAUCGACGAAAAGGACGCCAAGCCGAUCCGUAUCGAGGGACCGGUUAUCGGUGUUGAGAAAGCUAAGCAGGAGCUGCUUGAAAAGAUCGCGAAACUGGAAAACGAAAAGGAAGAAUCGAUCGUCAUCGAUCAUCGUCUGUUCAAGACGAUCAUCGGUGCAAAGGGUGAAUCUAUUAGGGAAAUCCGCGACAAGCAUAACCAGGUGCAGAUCAUCUUCCCCGGACCGAACGAUAAGUCUGACAUUGUCAAAAUCCGUGGCCCGCGCGAGGAUGUCGAUCGGUGCCACAAGUAUAUGACCAAAUAUGUCAAGGAGCUGCAGAAGAAUUCGUUCGUUAUGGAGGUGCCGAUUUUCAAGCAAUUCCACAAGUACAUCAUCGGCAAGGGUGGUGCUAAUAUCAAGAAGAUUCGCGACGAAACCUCAACCAAGAUUGACCUUCCGGCUGAGGGUGACAAAAACGAAGUGAUUGUCAUCACCGGCAAGAAGGAAAAUGUCAAGGAAGCUCGCGAUCGCAUUCAAAAGAUUCAGGAAGAACUCGCCAACAUCAUAACCGAGGAGGUUCAAAUCCCAUCCAAGUACUACAAUUCGUUGAUCGGUUCCGGCGGCAAGCUGAUUUCGUCCAUCAUGGAGGAUUGCGGUGGCGUCUCGAUCAAGUUUCCCAGCCCGGAGUCCAAGAGCGAUAUGGUGGCGAUCCGCGGCCCCAAGGAGGAUGUCGAGCGGGCCAAGGUGCAGCUGCUUGAGCUGACCAACGAGAAGGAACUCUCUUCCUUCACUGCCGAGGUACGUGCCAACCCGAUGCACCAUAAGUUCCUGAUCGGCAAGAAUGGGGCUUCCAUCAAGAAGAUUCGCGACAGCACCGGUGCUAGAAUCGUUUUCCCAGGAGUAAACGACGAGGAUAACGAGGUCAUCACCAUCAUCGGCAAGAAGGAGGGCGUCGAGGAUGCCAAGAAUCAGCUGCUCGCGAUCAUCAAGAACAUCGACAACAUCGUCGAGGAUGAAAUCAACGUGGCCCAGAAGCACCACAAACACUUUGUGGCCCGCCGGGCUGAGGUCUCGAACCGCAUCAUGGCCGAGUGUGGCGUAACAAUGAUUUCGUUCCCGCGCUCGGGAUCGGACAGCGAACGGGUUACGCUGAAGGGUGCCAAGGAGUGCAUCGAAGCGGCCAAGGCUAGAAUUCUGGAGAUCGUAGAAGAGCUGGAACAGAUGGUUACCAUUGAGUGUAUAAUCCAGGCGCGCCAUCAUCGUAUCGUGAUGGGUAAGGGCGGCUCAAAGGUGCAGGGCAUCACGGCCGAUUUUGACGUCAACAUUAAGUUCCCGGAUCGAGACGCGCAGGAAGCGAUCGCCGAGGGUUACCAGAAUGGGGACGUCAAUGGUGGCGAUCCGAUCAUGACGACCGACAUUAUCCGUAUCAGUGGUCGCAAGGAGAAGUGUGAGGCUGCGAAGGCUGCUUUGUUGGCUUUGGUUCCGGUUACGGAAGAAAUCAAUGUUCCAUUUGAUCUGCAUCGUUCUUUGAUCGGCCAGAAGGGUCGUGAUGUCAAGGAGCUGAUGAAUACUUAUGAUGUGCAUAUUGAACUGUCUCCUCAGGAUCAGAAACUGGACAUUAUCAAGGUUACCGGUGCCAGAGCCAAUAUUGAGGAAGCCAAGGUGGCCAUUGCGAAGAGAAUCGAAGAGCUCGAAGCUGAUCGCGCCGAUCGUGAACUUCGCUCAUGGGAGAUCAAGGUCGAAAUCAGCCCUGAAUAUCAUCCCAAGAUUAUUGGUCGUCGUGGAGCAGUUGUGAACAAAAUUCGUGCUACCCAUGGGGUGCAGAUUUCUUUCCCCAAGCAAGAUGAUCCUCAGAACAAUAUUAUAACUAUUCAGGGUUACGAGGCCAAUGCCAUCGCAGCUAGGGACGAAAUCCUGGGUAUCGUCAACGAGUUGAACUCGAUGUACCGUGAGGAGGUUUCCAUCGACGAGCGAAUCCAUCGCCGGCUGAUUGGACUCAAGGGUCGUCGUGUCCGUGAGAUCAAGGAAGAGUUCAAGGUUGAAAUCAACUUCCCGCGUCCGGAGGACAGGGAUCAGUCAAUAAUUGUAAUUGCCGGCAAUAACCAGGACGAUGUCGAGGCUUGCCGUGAUUAUCUGCUCAAUUUGGCGGAAGAAUACAUGCAGGAUUUGGCCACCGCUGUACCGACGCAGCAGACCACAUUCACUCAAAUCCUGGAGGAUUCGAUGUCCAACAACAAUAAGCAAGGGUUCGUCGUUGCGGGUGCUCCAUGGGAACGCAACAAGAAGACCCCGAACACUCAGUCUCAGGAAGACUUCCCCGACUUUGGACUGGGCGGUCCUACACCGGUCGAACCAGCUCACCAGGCUCCGAUUGCAUCGGCCUGGAACUCGCGCCACUAAAAAUUUACUGAUUCAUUGAUUGAGUGUUUGAGGGGAGUUGGCUGCAAUUGUGCAAGGUGGAAAGCAAACGCCGAGAGAUGAAGAUGGGAGACUUAUAUUCUGCUCCAAUUUAUACCACUCAACUAAACAAAACAUGAAACGAGAGACGUCAAUUUUCCUCCCAAAUAGUAGAAUAGCUGUAGCGACCGGUUUCGUAUCCCCAAAUUUACCCUUAUUUUUAUUUUCUAUGUUUUCAUUUUUUCUCUUGUUAUUGUUUUUGAUCUCUCGCCGUUAAAAUAAUUCAACCAUCAAGUAAGGAUUGUCCUCAGGCGGCAGUCUCAAGCAAUUUAUAUCGAUUGUGUGAAACAUCUUAACAAAAAAUCUAAGACAAAUAUGUUUGUUUUCUGAAAAUUUUUUUUGGUUCUAUGUUUAUACAAACUACUAAAACAAACAAUAUUGCGAUUGAAGAAGAUUAGUGCAAGUUGUACAUAAAAACAAAAUGAAAAAAAAAAAUCAGAAAAUUGCUCGGAAUGUUUAAUUCUAGAAACGAAAAGAGAACGCAAUAUUCGCUACACAGGAUGAAACUUUAUUGUAAUAAUUGUAAUAGAAAAGAACGACGCAAUGCAAACAUGGAAAGGCUAAAAUUUAUAUUAAAUUUUUUGAAGCUCUGCUA
This is a messenger RNA of Uranotaenia lowii, 4563 nucleotides long. RefSeq names its product vigilin (gene Dp1). Lineage: Eukaryota; Metazoa; Arthropoda; Insecta; Diptera; Culicidae. The transcript is spliced from 4 exons. Gene Ontology annotation, molecular function: mRNA binding. Gene Ontology annotation, cellular component: nucleus; cytoplasm. Bases 183 to 3911 code for a protein of 1242 amino acids. The record is from RefSeq and is a predicted model, not a curated record.